This is a messenger RNA of Phlebotomus papatasi, 6454 nucleotides long. RefSeq names its product muscle calcium channel subunit alpha-1-like. The transcript is spliced from 21 exons. NCBI's taxonomy places the organism in Eukaryota, Metazoa, Arthropoda, Insecta, Diptera, Psychodidae. Gene Ontology annotation, cellular component: membrane; voltage-gated calcium channel complex. Gene Ontology annotation, molecular function: high voltage-gated calcium channel activity. Bases 344 to 5791 code for a protein of 1815 amino acids. Gene Ontology annotation, biological process: calcium ion import across plasma membrane. The record is from RefSeq and is a predicted model, not a curated record.
CAGUCAGAAUCUAUUUAUAUUUGGAGGGUCGUGGUUGAGAUAUCUGGCAGUGCCUUUCUUCGGGGUAUUUCCCAGAGCCACUCAUCACCAUCCACACCAGACACCAUCGUAGACAUCCGCCGAACUUCCGGUGAGGUUUUGAGAGGAUCUGCCACCCUUCUGCAACGUCUUUUGCGCUGGCUUUUCAUUUUUCCUCAGGCGAGAGGAAUUCGUAAUCAUCGGAGGAUUGCGUGUGCAACAAGAGUAAUAAGCCAGAUUUCGCCUACAUCCUCGUCAAGCGCCAUCUAUUGGCGAUUCGUCUGUCAAUAGCGUAUGGCAGCAGGUACUGACCGUUACUACAGCCAUGACGACGGCACCAGAAGCCGUGAAUACCGAGCCGGUUGCCCAGGAUCCUGGUUCUCCGCAACCGGCACCCAUGACUAGCGAAGAUGGCGGUGCUGCAGCUCCAAAGAGUCCACCCAAGAAACCAGUACGCCGCGGUGGUAAACCACAACCAGAUCGUCCUGUGAGAGCACUCUUCUGUCUCGGUCUCAAGAAUCCCAUCCGGAAGCUAUGUAUCGACAUUGUGGAAUGGAAGCCAUUUGAAUGGCUCAUCCUCAUCACAAUCUUUGCCAAUUGCAUUGCUCUGGCUGUUUACACGCCAUAUCCCAAUUCUGACAGUAACACCACAAAUGCUGCACUUGAGAAAAUUGAAUAUAUCUUCCUGGUCAUCUUCACGGCUGAGUGCGUAAUGAAAUUAGUGGCAUAUGGAUUUAUUAUGCAUCCAGGAGCUUAUUUACGCAAUGGAUGGAAUCUUCUGGAUUUCACCAUUGUGGUCAUCGGUAUGAUCAGUACGGCUCUGUCCAACAUCAUGAAGGAGGGAUUCGAUGUGAAAGCUUUGAGAGCUUUCAGAGUUCUUCGGCCCCUUAGGCUCGUUUCUGGUGUUCCAAGUCUGCAAGUGGUGCUUAAUUCCAUUCUACGAGCCAUGAUUCCACUAUUCCAUAUUGCACUGCUUGUCCUCUUUGUUAUCAUCAUCUACGCCAUCAUUGGUCUGGAACUAUUCAGUGGAAAGUUGCAUAAGACCUGUUUCGACAACAGCACCGGAACACCCAUGGAUGAUCCUCAUCCUUGUGGCGAUGGCGGUUUUCAAUGUGAAAGCAUCGGACUUGUUUGUCGAUACUACUGGGAAGGACCAAAUUUUGGCAUAACUAACUUUGAUAACUUCGGGCUAUCUAUGCUGACAGUCUUUCAAUGUGUCACACUUGAAGGAUGGACUGAUGUUCUCUAUAAUAUUCAGGAUGCUAUGGGUAACAGUUGGCAGUGGAUUUACUUCAUCAGUAUGGUGAUUUUGGGAGCAUUUUUUGUCAUGAAUUUGAUUCUUGGUGUCCUGAGUGGAGAGUUCUCCAAGGAGAGGACAAAAGCCAAAAAUCGUGGUGAUUUCCAGAAAUUGCGCGAAAAACAGCAAAUUGAGGAGGAUUUGCGUGGCUACCUGGACUGGAUAACGCAGGCUGAGGACAUUGAGCCGGAAGCUGAAUCAUCCUACGCCGAUGGUGGGAUGAAGGGCAAAAUGGGCGAAGGUGGUGGGGCUCCGGUGGACUCAAGUGAGCAUCUGGGUGACGAGAACGAAGUAGUGCAGGAAUCUUGGAUGAGGACGAAGAAAAAAGAUCUUGAAAGGAUAAAUCGAAGAUUGAGAAGAGCUUGCAGGAAAGCUGUUAAAUCUCAGGCAUUCUACUGGUUGAUCAUUGUGUUAGUGUUUCUCAAUACAGGUGUUUUGGCCACUGAACACCAUCAUCAACCACCGUGGCUGGAUGAAUUUCAGGAAGUGACGAAUCUCUUCUUUGUGGCUCUCUUUACCAUGGAGAUGAUCCUCAAGAUGUAUAGUUUGGGAUUUCAGGGAUACUUUGUUUCUCUCUUCAAUCGAUUCGAUUGUUUCGUCGUCCUGGGCAGUAUUGGCGAAAUGGUCCUUACCAAUACUCAUAUUAUGCCGCCGCUUGGUGUAUCGGUGCUGAGAUGCGUUAGGCUCCUCAGAGUCUUUAAGGUGACCAAACAUUGGCAUGCUCUGUCAAAUCUCGUGGCAUCACUUCUCAAUUCCAUCCAAUCCAUCGCUAGUUUACUGCUGCUGCUCUUCCUGUUCAUUGUCAUCUUUGCUUUAUUGGGCAUGCAAGUCUUCGGUGGAAAGUUCAUCUUCAAUAGUACCGUAACCAAGCCUCGAUCUAACUUCGAUAGCUUCUGGCAGAGCCUCCUCACUGUGUUCCAGAUACUCACCGGUGAAGACUGGAAUGCUGUCAUGUACGAUGGUAUCCAGGCUUAUGGUGGAGUCGCCUCAAUUGGCAUCAUAGCAUGCAUCUAUUUCAUCAUCCUCUUCAUUUGCGGCAACUAUAUCCUUCUGAACGUCUUCUUGGCCAUUGCUGUGGACAAUCUGGCAGAUGCUGAUUCCCUGACCACCAUCGAGAAGGAGGAGGAUAAAGAAGAGGAGGGAGAGGAAGCAAAGGUCAAUGCGGUUAAAUCUUCACGGAGUCCUUCGCCAAUUCUCGAUAUGGAUGAUCUUGGGGAUGAAUUCGACGAGACGGAAAACUUUUCUCACCAUGAGGACGAAACUAUAUCACAGACUAGAAUUCGUCUUCAAGAGGAAGAAGAGGAGUUUGAGGAGGAAGAAGAAGGUGGCGAUGAGGAUCGUGCUAUGGUGUCGGCUCGACCACGCCGAAUGUCAGAACUCAAUCAAAUGCCAAAUCAAACGCAACCAAUUCCACCAGCUUCUUCUUUCUUCAUCUUUUCGCAGACCAACAGAAUCCGCGUUUUCUGUCACUGGCUCUGCAAUCACAGUCACUUUGGAAAUAUCAUCCUGGCUUGCAUCAUGUUCUCCAGUGCCAUGUUGGCAGCUGAAGAUCCUUUAAAUGCCAACAGUGAACGAAAUCAGAUUCUCAAUUAUUUCGACUACUUCUUCACGGCAGUCUUCACUAUUGAACUACUCCUCAAGCUCAUCUCUUACGGUUUCGUGUUCCACAAGGGAGCAUUCUGUCGAUCAGCCUUCAAUCUUCUGGAUCUUCUUGUUGUCUGUGUAUCCCUUAUAUCCAUAUUUUUCAGUUCUGGAGCUAUUUCUGUGGUGAAAAUCUUGCGAGUUUUUCGUGUUUUGAGGCCACUUCGAGCCAUCAAUCGAGCCAAAGGACUAAAGCACGUAGUGCAGUGCGUAAUUGUUGCGGUUAAAACAAUCGGAAAUAUUGUUCUCGUGACGUGUCUCCUUCAAUUCAUGUUUGCUGUCAUUGGAGUGCAAUUGUUUAAGUAUGUGGUGAAGUGCGUAGUAGUUGCCAUUAAGACUAUUGGCAACAUAAUGCUGGUCACAUAUUUGCUGCAAUUCAUGUUCGCCGUUAUUGGAGUUCAACUAUUCAAGGGAAAAUUCUAUUCGUGCUCAGACGGUUCGAAAGCCAUCGAGCCUGAAUGCCAUGGAACUUAUUUGGUAUUUGAGAAUGGAGAUGUGGAUAAACCAGUGCUCAAAGAGAGAAGCUGGUCUAGGAAACGGUUUCACUUUGAUGAUGUGUCAAAGGCCAUGCUGACACUCUUCACCGUAUCAACAUUUGAAGGAUGGCCAGGACUUCUCUACGAUUCAAUUGAUUCAAAUGCGGAAGAUUCUGGUCCCAUCCAUAAUUUUCGUCCAGUUGUAGCUGCCUAUUACAUCAUUUACAUUAUUAUCAUAGCUUUCUUCAUGGUGAACAUCUUCGUAGGUUUUGUGAUUGUGACAUUUCAGAAUGAAGGUGAACAGGAGUACAAAAAUUGCGAUUUGGAUAAAAAUCAGCGAAAUUGUGUUGAAUUCGCUCUCAAGGCUAAACCCGUUCGACGGUAUAUACCAAAGCAUCGGAUUCAGUAUAAAGUCUGGUGGUUCGUAACGUCACCACCAUUCGAAUAUACUAUCUUUAUCCUGAUCAUGAUAAACACGAUCACGCUCGCCAUGAAGUACUAUCGACAACCAGCGAUGUAUACUAAUAUACUCGAUGUGCUCAAUUUAAUUUUUACGGCGGUUUUUGCCCUGGAAUUCGUCUUCAAACUUGCGGCAUUUCGAUUUAAGAAUUACUUUGGUGAUGCCUGGAACGUAUUUGACUUCAUUAUCGUUCUGGGGAGUUUUAUUGAUAUUGUUUACUCUGAAGUUAAUUCAGUAAAAACACAGGGCUCGAAGUCCGGUUCCACUAUUAUCUCCAUCAACUUCUUCCGGUUGUUCCGAGUAAUGAGACUGGUGAAGCUACUGAGUCGUGGUGAGGGUAUCCGUACGCUACUUUGGACAUUCAUCAAAUCCUUCCAGGCUCUGCCCUAUGUAGCCCUCCUUAUUGUCAUGCUCUUCUUUAUCUAUGCCGUAAUUGGGAUGCAGGUCUUUGGGAAGAUAGCCCUGGAUACUGAGACAUCUAUACAUCGCAACAACAACUUCCAGAGCUUCACCCAGGCUGUUCUGGUGCUCUUUCGGUCAGCCACUGGAGAAGCCUGGCAGGACAUCAUGUUGGACUGCAGUUCACGACCGGGUGAAGUUAAUUGCGAUCCCAAAUCCGAUGAUAGUGGAUCAAAGGAAGGAUGUGGCUCAAGCAUUGCCUUUCCCUACUUCAUAUCAUUCUAUGUCCUAUGCUCAUUUUUGAUCAUUAAUCUCUUUGUGGCUGUUAUUAUGGACAAUUUUGACUAUCUAACCCGGGAUUGGUCAAUUCUCGGUCCUCACCAUCUCGAUGAAUUCAUUCGACUUUGGAGUGAAUAUGAUCCAGAUGCAAAAGGUCGCAUUAAGCAUCUGGACGUGGUGACUCUUCUGCGGAAGAUAAGUCCACCACUAGGUUUUGGGAAACUCUGCCCUCAUCGGGUGGCCUGCAAACGUCUGGUUAGCAUGAAUAUGCCACUCAAUAGCGAUGGAACCGUCUUAUUCAAUGCCACCCUAUUUGCUGUGGUCAGGACAUCGCUUAAGAUUAAAACAGAAGGCAAUAUUGAUGAGGCCAAUGCAGAACUCAGGGCUACCAUAAAACAGAUAUGGAAGAGAACGAAUCCAAAGUUACUAGAUCAGGUUGUUCCACCGCCAGGGGUUGAAGAUGAGGUGACUGUGGGAAAGUUCUAUGCCACAUUUCUCAUUCAGGAUUACUUCAGGCGCUUCAAGAAGCGCAAAGAGCAGGAACAGAGAGAUGGUGACAGAGAUCACAGUGCCACGAUGACACUUCAGGCUGGGCUCAGGACUCUCCAUGCGGCUGGACCGGAGCUCAAGAGAGCAAUUUCAGGGAAUCUCGAUGAAUUGGCUGAAGAACCAGAGCCUAUGCAUCGGCGCAAUCAUACGCUCUUUGGAACAGUCUGGUCGUCAAUUCGACGACGAUCAGCAGCACCAGCUGUAAAGAAGAUGGGUCCGGGUGCUACGACAAAUGGACUCAAUCAUGUUCAGAAACCGCCACAAUCAAUGCUCCAUGAGGAUCAGAGUGGACAAGACGGUGCUGAGCACAUUCACAUGCGCCCCCUUGUCAUGUCCAACGUCUCCAUGCCUUCAGAUUCAUCUUGGCAGUUAGCUGGACGGCAAAUUGUGACAAGUGACUUCAAUGGGAGUGCAACGGCUGAGAGAUUCGGUCGUACCACACUAGGAUCACCUCAGGAUCACCGAACAGGAUCAACAGAGGUUGUUGGAUCGGCAGAAAGUCUGGUGGGAAGGGUUCUGGUAGAGCAGGGCCUAGGGAAGUACUGCGAUGCUGAUUUUGUUCGCUAUACUUCGCGUGAGAUGCAAGAUGCCCUUGAGAUGACUAAGGAAGAAAUGGAUAUGGCUGCCCAUGAAUUGCUUCAGCGAGGCCCUAGGCGUCAUGAUGCAUUAUAGCGCAUUUCUGUGGCUGUCAAGUGAUUAGCGACAAAAUGUGAAUAUCGACACAUUUACCCAAAGUUCCCGCCUUUCAUAGAAAAAAAAACACAAUAAAAUAAACUGCCUAACUGGGGUCACACGUAAGAAAAUUUUCAUUGGCAACUUUAUGACAUAUUUUUGAUCACCUUCAUUUCGUUCUCCUGUGCCUUUUUUACAUGAUUUGAAAGAGUAAAUAUUUAGAAAUUUGAGGUUAUACUGAACAUAACCUUUAAAAAUUUAUUCAUAUGAAAUGGAUUAAAAUACAUGCAAAUCAGUCUACAUCUGAGGCACUCUAAAACGUUUUAUGAAAUUUUCUUCCGUGUAAAUUCAGUAAACAAAAGUAUACAAAUUUUCUGCAAACAUAACCUAAAAAUAUAGAAGAAAAAAUCCAAUAAAAAUGUGUCAAGGGAAAAACCUGAACAAAAACUUGCCGGCCAAACUAUCUUACCAUUUUCCCAAAAAAACACUCACUAAAUUAAACAAAAUUAAAAUGACGGACAGUUUUAGGAUUAAAGUAAAAAUUAUGAAUCUUUUUCAAUAAAUGACGUCACAAGCCAUAAAAUAUUUAUGAUUUUAAUAAAUUAUGCUUGUUGAAAAAUUUGUCAAAUAAAAUUAAGAAAUGAAGAAGAAAAAUAUAUCGAA